This is a messenger RNA of Cryptomeria japonica (Japanese cedar), 1134 nucleotides long. Its product is annotated as putative receptor like protein 25. Gene Ontology annotation, molecular function: protein binding. NCBI's taxonomy places the organism in Eukaryota, Viridiplantae, Streptophyta, Pinopsida, Cupressales, Cupressaceae. Bases 1 to 1134 code for a protein of 377 amino acids. The transcript is spliced from 2 exons. The record is from RefSeq and is a predicted model, not a curated record.
AUGGAUCUAGAAAUGCUAAUGCUAGCUGUGUCUAGAAAUGAAUUGAGUGGGCCCAUCCCAUCAAUGUUGCCUCCUAAUAUGUGGAUAUUGUUACUUAAUAACAAUUUGUUUAGUGGCAAUAUUCCUUCAAGCUUGGGUAAAUUAUCUCAACUUGUGCUAUUAAAUCUUGCAAACAACAACUUAAUUGGAGUUAUUCCCGUGAGCUUGGCUGAAUGUUCUUACCUCCUUGGCCUAAAUUUGGGAAAUAAUAGUUUGCAGGGAAGCUUACCACAUGAGUUUAGUAAGCUGGGUGAAUUAUAUUCAUUAGUUGUUCAUAGUAAUAAUCUCAAUGGAUCAUUGCCCUCUUCAAUAUCAAAUUGUUCAAAGUUACAGGUGCUUAAUAUUGGGAACAACUCAUUUGAGGGUGAAAUACCAACAUCAUUGAAAAACCUCUCAAAGUUAAGAGUAUUGGUGAUGAAGAAGAAUAAUUUUAUAGUUUCAAAUACUCCAUAUCAAGAAGGACUGGAUAUGAAUUUAAAAGGCACACUUGAGCACUACAAGUAUAUUUUUUCCACUCUCACAUCCAUAGAUCUCUCACACAAUGAAUUGGAGGGAGAAAUUGAUCCUAAUUUGGGGAAAUUGAAGGGGUUGAGGCUUUUGAACCUCUCAAUGAACAAUUUGAAAGGAACCAUUCCAAAUAGUUUGGCAGAAAUGAAUCAGUUGGAGUCAUUAGACCUUUCAAGAAAUCAUUUUUCAGGACAAAUCCCUAUAGAGAUUGCAUUUCUAAAUUUUUGGGGUUCAUUAAAUUUAUCAAACAACAAUCUUUUAGGAAGUAUACCACAAGGACAGCAUAUAACUAACACAUUUGGAGAAUCCUCUUUUUCAAGGAAUCCAAAUUUGUGGGGAUGUCCCUUACCAAAAAAAUGUUCUUGGCCACAAUUUGUUGCUCCUCCUUCUCCAACUUCAAUUAACCAAGGAAAGAAAAGCAUUGGAUAUCCAUGGUAUAAGAUAUCAAUGGGAUUGUUAUAUGGAGUGGCUUUUGGAGGGCUGAUUUCAUUGAUCAUGAUAAAAAUCAGUUGGAGAAGAAAAUACUUCAAUAAAGUUGAUACAAUCUUGAAGUUUUUGUUUCCAUGGAUGAAGAAUUGGACACUAUGA